Acanthocheilonema viteae is the source of this 3873-nucleotide messenger RNA. Lineage: Eukaryota; Metazoa; Nematoda; Chromadorea; Rhabditida; Onchocercidae. The record is from the annotation of a GenBank genome assembly.
AUGGCGCAAGUGAGAAAUGAAGAUGAUGUUAAUGAUUUACGACUAACAGAUCAAGUUGUUUUUGCGCCUGACUUGCUGGACGAGUUACUGGAACCGGAUCAUGAAGCUUGCUCGAGCGAAGAGUGCAGGAAUGGUCAUGAGACGAAGCAGGAUGAGCUUAAAAUUUCUGACGUUUCUAAAAAGACGGAACAAGUAUAUAAUGUCACAAAAGAGUUUGAAAGUAAUAGCCACGGCAAUGAUGAAAAUGAAGAAGAAAUGGCAACUGAUAAUGAUAAGAAAGACAGAAAUCCAGAAAAUAGUGGUGAUUCUGUUGGUGAGAAUAGUGAUGAUGAGAAAGUUGAUAAAGAUGUAGAAAGUGAAGAUGAAGAGUACGUGGUGGAAAAAAUCCUUGAUAAAAGAUAUAAUCGACGGAAGAAAAGAGUCGAAUAUUUGAUCAAAUGGGCAGGAUAUGACAAUGAAAGUGAAAAUACAUGGGAAUCUGCAGAGAAUUGUAAAUCUGCUCCCGAUGCAAUUCGUGAAUAUGAAGAAAGUCUGAAGAAAAAUGCGAAGAAAUAUCUUCUACGAAAUAGACCAAUAACAGAGGAAAGUGUUUCAAAUGAUGACGAAGAGAAACCAUCAAGAGCCUUAAAAAGGAAGACAAGUGAAAUUAACGUGGAAGCACAUUCCGAAGAAAGUAACAAUGAUGACAGUGAAGAAAUUCAAUCAAAACGUACUAAAGUUGACUGCAUUCUUGGUGUGAAAAAGGAGCAUAAUGAAAUCUUGGCAUUAGUUCGUUUUGAGGAUGGACAUUAUGAUCUUAUAUCAACUCGCGUAUUAGUUAAUAAAUGUCCGAAGUUAAGAUUGAUGUCGAAUCUCGUUGAAACUACGACCGUACAAGUUAAUGGUGGUUUGGUACCCGAAAAGUUAAAAACAGCGAAAGAACUAAAGAAGGAGGCAGCGAAAGCAGCGAAGCUAGCAAAAUUCCGUGAAAAAGUGAAGAAGGCGGAAGUGCAAGCAUGUCAGGCAAAACGCACAGUGGAGACAGCAGAAGCAAAGAAAAGGGAGAUUUGUGAGUACACUGCCAAUACAAAACUAGGAGAGAAAAAGAAUAUUGUUGUUGAAUUACCGAAUGCUUAUAGCCCAAAAUACGUGGAAGCAGCUUGGUAUGAGUGGUGGCAGAAAUCAGGCUUUUUUCGGCCUGAGUAUAAACGUGAUUUAAGUAAACCGAAUCCGAAAGGAAUAUUCACUGUAGUUAUUCCUCCACCGAAUGUCACCGGAACACUGCAUUUGGGACAUGCAUUGGCUACUUCCGUAGAAGAUGUUGUGUGUAGAUGGCAUCGUAUGAAAGGCAAAACAGUUUUGUUCAAUCCAGGUUGUGAUCAUGCUGGAAUCGCUACGCAGAUUGUGGUAGAAAAACGUUUAAAACGUGAAUUAGGUUUAACAAGGCAUGAUCUAGGCCGUGAAAAGUUUAUUGAAGAAGUGUGGAAAUGGAAGAAUGAAAAAGGAGAAGUAAUUUACGAUCAGUUGCGGAAAAUCGGUGCAGGAGUUGAUUGGGAUCGAGCUUGUUUCAUGAUGGAUCCAAAAAUAACACGUGCUGUAACACAUGCCUUUAUAGUAAUGCAUGAAAAAGGUAUUAUAUAUCGAAGUAAUCGGCUGGUUGAGAAAGUGGAGUUAAGCGGACGUACAUUGCUAUCUGUUCCUGGAUAUUUGAAAAAAAUUGAAUUUGGUAUACUGACAUCUUUUGCUUAUCCGAUCGAAAAUUCAGAUGACGAGGUUGUGGUAGCAACUACUCGAGUUGAAACGAUGUUGGGUGAUAGCGCUGUUGCUGUACAUCCGAAAGAUGAGCGAUACAAACACUUCGUUGGCAAGAAUUGCAUUCAUCCAUUUCUUCAAAGGAAACUUCCAAUUAUAGCCGAUUCGUUCGUGGACAUGGAAUUCGGCACAGGAGUAGUGAAAAUAACUCCUGCUCACGAUCAUAACGAUUAUGAAGUAGGACUUCGUCACAAUUUAGCAUUCAUUACUUGCUUCACAGAUGAUGGCAACAUGACCGAGCAGUGUGGCGAAUUCAAGAACAUGAAGCGAUUCGAAGCAAGGGACGCUGUUUUAGAGGCUCUCAAAAAAAAGGGUCUUUUUAGGGGACAAACUGAUAAUCCAAUGGUUGUUCCUUUAUGCAGUCGUUCUAAAGAUGUUGUUGAGCCGAUUUUGAAAUCACAGUGGUAUGUAAAAUGUGACCAGAUGGCACGGCGAGCUAUUGAAGCGGUAGAGAAAGGACAUUUGAAAAUUAUUCCCGACUUUCAUGUCGCGACAUGGCGGAAAUGGUUGGAAAACAUUAGAGAUUGGUGCAUCUCGCGGCAGUUGUGGUGGGGCCAUCGCAUACCUGCUUACUUCGUCAGUGUUGAUGACCCCAAAGUUCCUGCUGGAACUUCUGAUAACAAUGAUUAUUGGGUGAGUGCACAUGAUGAAGCUGAGGCAUUAAAAAAAGCUGCUCGAAAGUUUGACGUUUCGGAAGAGAAAGUUUCUGUGAAAAGAGAUGAAGAUGUUUUGGAUACCUGGUUUUCUUCUGGAAUGUGGCCGUUUGAAAUUUUCGGAUGGCCUGAAAAAACUGCUGAUUUGGAUAAGUUUUUCCCGGGUACACUUCUGGAAACUGGACAUGACAUACUUUUCUUCUGGGUAGCGCGGAUGGUGUUCAUGUCUCAAGAACUUACUGGGAAGUUACCAUUUCAAGAAGUUUAUUUGCAUGCUAUGAUUCGGGAUGCUCAUGGGCGUAAAAUGAGCAAGUCAUUAGGUAAUGUAAUAGAUCCUCUGAAUGUAAUACAUGGUAUAUCAUUGACGGAACUCAACAAAAUGUUGGAAUCUGGUAAUCUUGAUCCGAAAGAACUAAAAAGAGCAAAAGAUGGGCAGGCACGUGAUUAUCCGAAUGGCAUUCCAGAGUGUGGUACUGAUGCAUUACGGUUUGCACUGAUGAAUUAUACUAGUCAGUGCCGAGAUAUCAAUUUAGAUGUACUACGUAUCCAGGGAUAUAGGUUCUUUUGCAAUAAAAUCUGGCAAGCAUCGAGAUUCACAUUGAUGCAGUUGCAUAGCACUUUCGCACCUACCGAAAAAUUUGAUUUGCCAGAAGAGAGUAGUACUUUGGAUCGUUGGAUCAUAUCACGACUGUCUUAUGCUGUGGAAUCAUCUAACAGUGGGAUGUCUGAUUAUCAAUUUAGUCGUGUCACGACUUCGCUGUAUAAUUUUUGGCAAUAUGAUUUUUGUGAUAUAUAUAUUGAAGGAUGCAAAUCAAUGCUUGCUAAUGGUGGGGAUUCUAACGGUGCAGAAAUUGUACGAAAGGUGCUGUUUGAAUGUGUGGAAACAGGAUUGCGGUUGCUAUCACCGUUCAUGCCUUUCAUCACUGAAGAGCUUUGGCAGAGGUUGCCAUCACGUACAUCGAAGGAGCAAUCAGAAAGUAUCUGUGUUACAUCGUAUCCGGAAAUAGAAGAGUAUGCAUUCCGAGAUGAAGCAUUGGAAAAUAGGGUGGCACGCGCAAUGCAUAUCGUGAAAAUUGUUCGUUCUCUUCGUUCCGAUUAUGGGCUAACAGCUAAAGUUUUCUUGCUAACUGCGGAUAAAGCACAACAGAUACCACGAGACUCUAUACAACUUAUUGUUUCGGCAACUUGCAGGAUUUCACUUUUGCUUGAGGGUAUAAUCGAUGUUCCCAAGGAAAUUACGAAAUUAACGGAUAGACAGGAGAAAUUGAUGGUUCAACUACAGAAAUUGCAAGAAACAAUGUCUAGUCCAGCCUAUAAUAAAGUGCCUCUUGGAAUACGUAAUAAUAACGCAGAAAAGGUAGCGUCGCUGUCGGCGGAAUCAAAACAUCUUAAUGAAGCCAUAAUCGCGCUCAAAAACUCACUAGUAUGA